GAACCGUUUGUGUCUUCUGGGACUAUCAAGUAGUGGCAGUCGUAUCUCGCGAGAGAACUAAACAAGCAGCUCUAUGUUUCUUCUUCUUACUGUCAGGUUGCAGCCACGUCUUGAAAGCUUCAUACCGCUACCUACCAUACUGUAGACUUUAGUGCGGGCCAUAGGACGAGAAAGUGGCGUGUGUUCAAAUCUAUGAGGUCUGUGAUGUUUCUCUCGCGAGAUCUGACAUCGUCGCGCGGGAACAAAACAGGAAGAUGAUACAGCAAAAUGGCGUUUGAUGAAGACGUUAUUAUAUUCAUUAUAAUUUUAUGUUCAUAAUCUGUGCGUACUUGUACCUAUUUGUCGUGUAUAAUAGAGUAAACAGCGUAAAUAAUUGUUGACAUGCGGAUACAUUAGUCCGAGCGCACUUUUGACGCUUCUCGUGCUAGUUUAGCGUGCUAGUUAGCUUAGCUUGUUAGCCGCUAACAAAGAGACGCAGAAGUGAUCAACACGUCGCUAAGCAGAGAUCAAGUUUAAGUGUAAAGUGUUGGGAUUGUGUGAAAAUGUGCGAAAGAACGACAGCAGAGUACGAGGAGGAACUUUCUCCAACAAAAGAGGAGAAGGAGCGACAACAUCAACUACUGGACGCAGUUUUCAAGGAACAUCAAGUUGUGUCACACAGAACAGAUGUCUGUAAAGAACAUCUUCUCCAUAAGCAGCAGAAGUGGACCUGCCGGAUGGAGCAGGGAAAACCACAACCCCGCCACUUUAAAGAGGAGGAGGGGGAGUCACAGCCUCCUCACAUUAAAGAGGAAGAGGAGGAAUACUGCAUCAGUCAAGAAGGAGAGAAUAAUGGACUGGAGGAGGUUGAUGUCACCAAGAUGCCAUUGACUGAUGUCACUGUGAAGAGUGACGGUGAGGUCAAAAGUGAAAGUAAGGAAAAGAGUGAGGUGGAACCUUCAAGCAGCAGCUCAAUUCAACACAUGAAAAUAGAAGCUGACGAAGACCACUGUGGAGGAUCACAAGCAGACAAGCUCUUAGCUCCACUGUCAGAUAGUGAGGACACAACGUCACACUCUCCUGACACUGAUGAUGACAUGUCAUGUCACGCUGACAUCACACACUAUAAAUGCUCUCACUGUGGCAAAACUUUCAAAUAUCAUUGUCAUUUAAAAAUACACAUCAGAACACACACCGGUGAAAAACCAUUCACGUGCUCAAUUUGUAGUAAGAGGUUCUCCCGGAAAGAAAAUAUGAAAAUUCACAUAAGAACACACACUGGUGAAAAACCUUAUUCCUGUUCAAGUUGCAACAAAAGCUUUGGAUUAAAGGCGACACUUCUACUCCACAUGAGAACGCACACCGGUGAAAAACCGUACGUGUGCUCAAUUUGUGGUAAAAGAUUCUCUCAAAAGCAUUAUUUGAAAGCACACACAAGAAAAAGCACUGCUGAAAAAACGUUUUCAUCUUCAACCCACGGUGAAGAUCAUGCACAAAAGACUGAUUUGAAACCAUAUAUGACUCCACAAACUGAAGACAAACCAUUCAUGUGCAUAAUUUGUAAGAAAAGAUUCUCCCGAAAGCAACAGUUGCAAAUUCACCUAAGAACACACACCGGUGAAAAACCAUAUUCCUGUUCCAACUGCUGGAAAAGCUUUGGAGAAAAAGCCAAACUCAUAUUACAUAUGAGAACGCACACUGGUGAAAAACCAUAUUCCUGUUCAUGCUGCAACAAAAGCUUUGCUUACCGAUCGGCGCUUGUAAAACACAUGAAUCAACGCACCGGUAAAAAACCUGUUAUCUGUUCGGUCUGCGGUAAAGGUUUUGUACAAAGUGAAUAUUUGAAAGAACACAUGGAAAUGCACGCUGAGAAAGUGUUGAGCUGCAGUGCUUGUGGUGAAAUAUUCCCUUGUAAAUAUCAAUGUAACAAACACAAGUGUGCUGGUCAGAACAGCAGCAGCAAAUGAAGCUGAAGGAUUUUGAGAAAA
Molecule: messenger RNA, 1967 nt
Organism: Nerophis ophidion (straightnose pipefish)
Lineage: Eukaryota; Metazoa; Chordata; Actinopteri; Syngnathiformes; Syngnathidae
Product: gastrula zinc finger protein XlCGF57.1-like
Exons: 2
Coding region: 543-1946 (467 amino acids)
Biological process (GO): regulation of transcription by RNA polymerase II
Molecular function (GO): RNA polymerase II cis-regulatory region sequence-specific DNA binding; DNA-binding transcription factor activity, RNA polymerase II-specific
Source: RefSeq, a predicted model, not a curated record